CGCGGCGGCGCGAUGUGGCCCCUGCUGGUGCUGCUGCUGCUGGGCACGGCGUCCUGCGGGUCAGCUCAACUAAUAUUUAAUGCAACCAAAUCUGUAGAAUACACCACCUGCAAUAAAACUGUUAUCAUCCCGUGCUACGUUAGUAAUAUAGGGGCACUGAGCCUCAAAGAACUGUUUGUAAAGUGGAAAUAUGGAGGAAAAUACUUUUUUACAUAUGAUGGAGAUAAAAAUGAAUCCAAAGCCUAUGAAGACUUUCCGAGCGCAAGUAUCGUACCAGAAGCACUACUAGUUGGCAUUGCCUCUUUGCAGUUGAGUAAGAAGGAUGCUGUCCCAGGAAACUACACUUGUGAAGUAACAGAAUUAAGCAGAGAAGGCGAAACGGUCAUAGAACUAAAACAUCAUGUUGUUUCAUGGUUUUCUCCAAAUGAAAAUAUUCUUAUUGUUAUUUUUCCAAUGUUGGCUGUACUUCUGUUCUGGGGACAGUUUGGUAUUGUGACACUGAAAUACAGCUCCAGUGUUACGAAGGAGAAAACCAUCCUUCUGUUCGUGGCUGGACUGGCUCUCACUGUAUUCAUCAUCGUCGGAGCCAUUCUUUUCAUCCCCGGUGAAUAUUCAACAAAGAGGGCCAGUGGACUUGGCUUAAUUGUAGUUCCUACAGUGAUACUAAUAUUACUUCAGUACUCUGUGUUUAUGAUAGCUCCAGCUAUUGGGAUGUCCUCCUACAGCAUUGCCAUAUUGAUCCUCCAGAUGCUGGGCUUUGUGCUCUCUGUGGUUGGACUAAGCCUGUGUAUCUCAGCAUGUUCCCCAGUGCAUGGCCCUCUUCUGAUUACAGGUUUGGGUGUUAUAGCUUUAGCGGAAUUACUUGGAUUAGUCUAUAUGAAAUUUAUUGCUUCCAAUCAGAGGACUAUACAACCUCCUAGGAAAGCUGUAGAGGAACCCCUUAAUGCAUUUAAAGAAUCAAAAGGAAUGAUGAAUGAUGACUAACUGAACAGAGGUGCCGGACUCUGCUUUGGAGAAUAGUGAGCUGUGAAAGGAAUGCACCUGUGUUUAAGCACCAUGGCCUUGACUCAUUCACUGUUCAAGAGAAGAAAACAAGAGAGUAACUGACUGCCAUCUGUCAGAGAAAGUAAAUCAUUGACUUUUAAAUGGCUAUUAUAGUUAAGUUUUUAUUCAGAACAUUUGUGAUUUAGUUAAUAAAAGAAUUAUGAUCUGUGAUUGUGUGCCCAAUUGAGAUCCAGUUUUUUUCUGUUGUUAUUUUUCUUCAAUCAGGGGCAAAAGUAGAGUGGGCAACUUCCAAGAAUGAUGCCUUUCAGACCCUGGGUCCUCUUGACUCUAGGUCACCAGUUUAAAUUGGUUCAGUGUGAGAAUCGCCUGGCACUGACCUGGUACCCACCCAGAGAUAUCACUGAAAACCAGUGGCUUCCAUCGAACCUUAGCAAACUCAGUUCACAGCCACUUCGGCAAUUAUGGUGUCAGCUAAAUAAUGUGUCUGCUACCUCUAGGCCAAGGAGAUAGCAAAUUAAGUACAAACAGGAAUUUGGUUGGAAACACUGUGUGUGUUGCUUACGUGUGAUGUGAUACUAAUGGAGAUUGUGGUAUUCAUUCUUGGGGGUUGCCAUUCACACAUUCUUCCUUCAACAUACAGUGUAAUCGAUCCUUUCCAGAUUUAGGGUGAUUUUAUUGAUGGAUGUCUUUUUCUUUUAUUCACACACCCUUUUAAGCCCUGUCUUGUCCUCCUGUUACUUGCUUCUGCUGUACAAGAUGUAGCAACCUUUUCUCCUCUUCGAACAUGGUCCAGUGACAUGGUAGCAUCAUUGCAGAAAGGAGCCAGACCCGUUCUCAGAGAAGUGUGUUUACACUUUUCAGCGAAAAUAACGAUGGUUGUAACAUAUGCAUUCCCUUCCUCAGAUUUGAAGGCACAAUCUACAGUGUUUCUUCACUUCUUUUCUGAUCUGGGGCAUGAAAAACCAAGAUUGAGGUUUUAACUAUGUGUCCCCUGCAUGGCAACAUAAUGUGUGUCGCUGUCAGGCCCAGAGGCCAGCCCUCGAGAGGGUGGUUUUAUCGCUAUUGUAUCUAUGUUGCAUGAUAAACACUCAUCAUCUUCCUCCUGUAGUCCUGCCUCGUAUUCCCCCGACUCCAAGAUUGAAAAGUAAAAGAAAACCCCCACGUUUCCUACCCCAUUAGAAGAAAAUUAACAUUCUGACAGUCGUGAUCGCCUGGAGUACUUUUAGACUAUUAGCACUCGUUUUCCUCCUUCGUGGGUGUGUGUGUGUGCACAUGUGUAAGAUAGGCACAUGCCUCUUCUGUACGGACAUCAGCGAGGUACCUGCAGGAGAGCAAAUGCUAAUUCAUGCUUUCAGCAAAAACAUUUAAAACAAAGAUCUUUAUUGGGUGGGGUUCUAUUGGAUGAGAAUAUUCGAUCACUUAAAACUUUAAAACUUCUAGAUAAUUUGCCAAGUCUUUGGACCGCUCACCAGUGCCCUCUAAAAAUACUAGAUUCUUCCUGCUUGUGUAAUAAUAAGACACUCAUGUUUGUAGUUGCAUUACAAAUAGUUAUUUCUCAGUCCACUGAAUGUCCCCAUGUGCCUCUUUUAUGCCAAAUUGAUUGUCAUAGUUCAUAUUGGGACCAAGUGGUUUGCCCAGGGCAAACCAGAAUUUAUGACCUGCUGAUGCCUCUCAGAAAACUGAACACACUAUGAAGACAGCGCUUCUUGGAGAAAAAAAAAAAAGGAAAAUAAUUUUUCCCUCUUUGUGUUGCUGUCCAAAACAGUAUCAUAUGUACGGGAGCUGUUUUCCUUCCUACAAACAGCACGGCUCCUGCUGCUCUUUUUCCUUCCGAAAAUAUUUAUAUUUUAGUAACAUCAGUUGUUACUUUAUAAAUCAAUUUUGAUGAAAGGCGGGAAAAAAGCAGAUGGACUUGAAAGAGAUCCAAAUUCUUAUUCUCUAUUAAGAAAAAGUCAGGUAUGAAACAUCUUUAUAGUGAACUUUUUUAUAAACUAAUGUAUCUUUUAAUAUGCAGUAAACUCUCCUUUAUGUGGGGUUCAGUCUUGGGACUUGGCCAUCGUUUGUGUUCUCUUUAACGUUGCCUGUCUUGGGAGGCAUCCGCAGCACUGGACAGCACACAGAGGGAGCCGGAAACAUGCCCGAUGAAAUCAGCUCUUGCUCUUCCUAGUUGUCAGCUUCUCUGGAAAAGGGACCACAGCAGCAGCAACCCUCUUGCUUGGGCAUCAUUGGGCCAGUUCAUUCUCAUCCAGUCAGACUUGUCAUGGCGCCCCAUUUUCUGUCACACCUAAUUAAAAUUGCUAACAAUGUUUCGGGCAUCAUAUAUCUCUCUCUCCCCAUAGUCUGCUUUUUACUCACCGAUCGGAUUUUUGCCACUGACUCUUCCUUUCAAUUUUAUUUGUUGUAUGUCCUCAGAGUGUUGCCAUUUGUCAUUUUUGCAUCAACUGUUUCAACCUUUCUGGCCAAAUCAAAUUUUCCCUCUGCCUCAAAACAUGAUCCUUCAGCCCUUGGUUCCCCUCAGACUCCCCAUUGCAGUCUAUCGCCAUCUACCUAGCUGCCUCUUUCAUUUUGACUUACCUUUCCUGGUACUUCUUGGUCUCUGCUUAGCUCUGUUGGUUUGUCUUGCUUUCUCUCACUUGAUUUGAAAAUUCCUUCAUAGCAAAAGCGUUUUUCGUCCUUUCUCUUCCUGCAUUGUUUUGCAUACGUUAGGUACUCAGUGUAUGUUUGAUGAUUGAGAGUUGGCUGUAUCAGGUUCCCCACUAUUUUUAAUAGGGUGAGCUAGAGAGUUUUCUUUUUCUGACAAAUUUCACAUGCUCUGAAAACCUUCAAAGGCAAUGAUUUUUCACCUGGGAGCUCCGGGUUCAUGCUGUUUAAAUUUCUGAGAAUGUCAGAGUUAAGAUAAUGAGACUAUCCCAUAAUUGGAAGUAUGCUCUUUUCAGGAUGUCGUAAUAAGGUUAGUAAGUGACCAAACAAAUUAUCGUUUGAGCUAAUAAAGCUCCAAAGCAAUAAGUUUACGCCUCCAUCUCAGUAAGAAUUAAGCUCCAUACCACCUCUAUUUUUUUCUUGGCCUAAAACAAGUGUUCAAAGAUGUACAUUGGUGGUGUUAUGUAUGGAAAUACCUACCCCUUUAUUUACUAUCCCUGGAAACUAGAGAAAUGAUUGUUGGGCAACCCUUUAUCUUUUCAUUGUGUUUUAUUUGAUGGCGAGUAUAUUUAGAGACAGUUUUACCUGUGUCAUAGUUUCAAAAUCGCCAACUGUCAUCACCCACUGGGGUCCUUUGUCAAGUCAUUCUCCAUGGCUAAUAGGAUAAUCCAGGUAACUCUUAGAGAUGAGCAGUGAGUGGGCAGUUUUCUUGCCUUUGGUUUUCGACAGCUCUUAUCAUUUAAGACCAGCUUUCCCAUGAAUUCAGCCUUCUGGAAAAAAAAGAGCAUUUGUAAUAAGCUCCUCUAUAAGGCAACGUCAGUGGAAUCUUAGGUGUUGUUACUAGGGUUGGUGAGAGAGGGAAAUGUUUUUGUUUUUAUUAAAUGGAGCAUUAUUUACAAGAAGCCAUUGUUGAGCAUUAGAUCCCACACCAGAUGAAUCUCCAUUAAUUCUAAGUGAAGAAAACUCCAGUGUUGCUAUGGGCAAGGCCCUCUCGUGGGGGCCUUUCACCAGAGCAGUCAAAGGUGUGCUAUUGUCAGUAGCCAUGUUUCGCAGUGAUUUGAAGACCAAAGUUGUUUUACAGCUGUGUUACCGUUCAAGGUUUUUUUUUUAUAUGUAUUAAAUCAAUUUAUCACUGUUGAAGCUUUGAAUAUCUGCAGUCUUUGC
Messenger RNA from Molossus molossus (Pallas's mastiff bat), 4809 nucleotides. It is a transcript of the gene CD47, whose product is annotated as CD47 molecule. The transcript is spliced from 11 exons. Gene Ontology annotation, cellular component: extracellular exosome; plasma membrane. Bases 13 to 984 code for a protein of 323 amino acids. Gene Ontology annotation, molecular function: thrombospondin receptor activity. Gene Ontology annotation, biological process: positive regulation of cell-cell adhesion; positive regulation of phagocytosis; positive regulation of inflammatory response. NCBI's taxonomy places the organism in Eukaryota, Metazoa, Chordata, Mammalia, Chiroptera, Molossidae. The record is from RefSeq and is a predicted model, not a curated record.